CGUUUUCCAGAUUUUGAACUCUCUCAGUGCUGUCCGUGAACUGUCCAGAAAUUUGUACAGCGGACAGUGAGACCCCAUAUGAGCCGCUGUUCAGCGCAUUCCAAAGAACAUGGGCGCAGUGUGACCAGUCUGUCGACCACACGUCGCGUCACGCAUGCAACCAGCACACCUGGCAGCUAAUGCCGUGGAAGUGCUGUGUAUAAAACCGAAGCGAACCCUCUCGUUGGGCAGCAAGGUAUCGUGCUCGUGAACUCUCUGAACACGCAGUUGGCGAGGAUUGAGGCAGAUACGGACUAACGAGCAGUGAGGGAGGGUAUCAGAGGAGUAAGGGGCGAGUAGAGAAUUUUGGGGUGAAGGAAGAGCCGUUCGCGUCGAGAUCAACUGAGGAGGACGAGGGCGAAGCUCACUGACGAAGCUGGCGAAGGUGAUGGCUAUGGCGCGCUCGACGUUCGUCGCAGCCGUGCUGCUGCUGAUCGUCGCUCUCCAAGCAUCUGCGCAGCCCCCGGAGGUGACUAUCAGCUAUGUGACCUAUGCCGGGUCUGGCUGCAACGGGGAGAACACCAACUACGCUCUGUCGAACGACAACAAGGUGGUGACCUUCAUGUUUGGCGGGAUGGUUGCCACCACUGACGAGGGACUUGCCGGCAAGAGGAAGCAUUGCCAGAUGUCGUUUAAUAUGGUGUACCCCGACGGCUGGAGUGUCUCGAUUGGCCAGGCGACGGGGCGCGGGUUCGCCAACAUCGCGAAGAAGUCCAAGGGCCAUUACGAGUCGCACUACUACUUCGCCGGACAAACAGGUACGGCCAGCCUGGCGCGCGAAGUCCCGGGGCCGCAAACGGGCAACUUCGAGUUCACGGACGACUUCUUGACGAUCGUGUGGAGCGAGUGCAACAACGCUCCCAACCUGAACAUCAAGGUUGUGGUGAGAGUAGAGGGCAAGAAAGCGGUAAUGGCGCUCGAUUCUCAGGACACCAGGUUCCAGCUGGCCUUCAACCUCCAGUGGACAACGUGCCCAAGUACUUAAUUAAGCAAGAACAGUACUUAAUUAAGCAAGAACACCCCACCUUAUCCGCCCACCAACCAACCAUCCCGAGGCCGACGACGACCAGGUUGGUCGGUGUUUUAAGGGACGGGGGCGUAGCGAGAGGAAGGGUGCGGAACGCUCAAUUCGGCGCGCAGUGGUGGCGCGCAGUGUUAUGGUGAUGUUGGUUGCGGUCGCCGUCGAGGAUCUUUAGUUCAGGAAUCUCCUCAUGUAGGGUGGUGACCGAGGGUCCAUUUGGCGCGCAGUGGUAAUGCUCGUGGUUGCCCGGAGGGAGGGUAGGACAGGAGGCAGCAGCGCCCGUUUCGCUGCCGCCUGUUUUAGUCGUGAAGGACAGCACACGGGGGUGAUCUCAAGGAAUAAAGCUAGCAUGCAACGUCAGCGUUGGUAGUCGGCCACGUCAGCAGUGUGGUCAGUGGUAGGCGCCCGCGUUAGCACUGGUAGCCGCCCGCGUUAGCUGUGGCAGGCGGCCAACCUAGCAUUUGGUUCUCUCGACCCCUCUUGACAUUGUACGUUGCGUAGCAGCUGCUCUGGUCGUAGACGCAACUAGCACUCUUGUAUAUUUUUGUGCGGUCGUUCAGUCCAAGUGGCAGCGAAAUCGAGCUGACAAUGGCCUGGCUAAAUCUGACAUCCUCACGUUCCUUCAACACUUUUCCUCUCUCUCUCUCUCUCUCUCUCUCUCUCUCUCUCUCUCUCUCUCUCUCUCUCUGUGAGAUGGUUUCCGAUCUUUUUGCAGCGCGUACUAGAAGUAGUGUGCUGCCACAUUCCGUCGAUCUGUGAAUCCUCACGGAGCCCGAUAUGGUUGUGAAUGGGCCGAUGUUCUUAUUUAACCGCACUGGAGGGAGGCAGAAUGCCUGUGCUUCUCGGUACGUCGGUAGCGUUCGUUAUUUUCCCUGUCAGCAGAACGGGAACGUGGUAAAUCCGGUAGUGCCCCUCGUUUGUCAUAGCACCGCCUUUUACUUAGUUAAUUGUACUCUAUUACUUGUUUUUUGUACCUAAAUGUUUUUCUUGACGAUGAGAAAUGGAAAAUUGUGACUUCCUGAGUGAAGGAAGAUGACGAGAAUCGUUCUUUGUCCUCUCUGUUGAAAAAAAGGAGAAUGGUGAUAUUUUAACUGACAAAAUUGCAAAAU
Messenger RNA from Chara braunii, 2169 nucleotides. The record is from the annotation of a GenBank genome assembly. NCBI's taxonomy places the organism in Eukaryota, Viridiplantae, Streptophyta, Charophyceae, Charales, Characeae.